This is a messenger RNA of Closterium sp. NIES-65, 2358 nucleotides long. The record is from the annotation of a GenBank genome assembly. NCBI's taxonomy places the organism in Eukaryota, Viridiplantae, Streptophyta, Zygnematophyceae, Desmidiales, Closteriaceae.
AUGGCGUUUGCCGUCGCACAGCCCGCGUCGUUCGCAGAUCCCGUCAUCGUUCUUCUUUCCGAUGGCUCCAUUCGUUUGUAUCACGAGCAGCUCAUGCAAGUCAGGGACGUCCUUAGAGAGUUUCCCCACCACGGCCUCGCGUCGCUGAAUCACAUCGCAGCGUCGGGCGCGGGGGCACCGCCAGAUCUUGCUACUUCUGGCUAUUGCUACGCGACGUCGCGACAAUCACAACCGCCAAAUGUGGCGCCUCUUCCGCCGGAGCGUUUUUUGCGGCCUGGAGGAACCUAUUGCUUGGUGGAGCAUCCAGUCUUGGCUGCACACGUUGCUCUCUCGGUCAACCACGCGCGCCGGCCGCAUGAUUUGGCGUCAUGUGCGGCGGAGUGCACGGCGAGCGAUGCGGAAAACAUGAUUGACGACUCGGAGUCGCCGUCGGACGAUGCGACCGUUGUAAGCUGCUUCACGCCGCGUGCAUCCCGCACCUCGACCCGCCAACGCGCUGCGGUCGCAGCGAAAGGCGGAUCUGGCUUGGAGCGUGCGGCGUCCAUGCCUCCCAUAAACCACUCGCUGCGCGCCGCGCUAAUGAUGCCCACCACGCCGCGCAAACCUACCACCGGUGCCGCCAUCGGCGCCGUCGCGUUGCCAUCAUCGCCUAGUGCAGCCGCCGCCGCGGCCACGCCGGCAACAACCCUUCCUCCCCUUGCCCGGACUACCAGCGGCACCGUCCCGUCCACUGCGCCAACCAUCCCCAACUCCGUCUCGCAGCGCGCGCGACCGUCCUCCGCCGCUUCCCCCCUCAUCUCCCCGCGCGCGCCACCGGCCUCCGCGUCCGCCCUCAUCUCUCCGCGCGCGCCACCGUCCUCCGCGUCCGCCCUCAUCUCCCCGCGGGCACCCCCUGCCUCCGCUUCGUCCCUCGUCUCACCGCGCGCGCUUCUCUCCAGCGGGUCGCGGAAGCUUGCGCGCGCUUUGACCGCUCUCCCGCGCCCUCGUAGAAAUGCGUCACGUGAGCGCGACGGGACGGAACGGAGCCGCGUCCCGCGUGACGUCAGCAAUCACGGCGCGUCAGGCCCGUGGUCGCUGAUGGACCUAGUCUCGCCAAAAGGCGCCGCGAGCGCGUCGCGCGCUGAAAACCAUACCGUGGCACAGCUCGGUGCUUAUGCAAUUUCCGCAGAAGAUAUGUACUCGUGGGAAAACGCUAUCCGCGACCUUAAGAUCUCGCGAGGUGAGCGUGAAGAGGAGGGGGAGGCGGAGAGUAGCGAAAGGCAGCGAAACAGGGGCGUUCGCUACUUCAGUGGGCGAAAUGAGGCGAGGCAGGCGAACUGGUCGGGAGGGCUGACGCCCAGGGGCCUCCCGCUGCUGUCGCCCGUGGAGACGGCGUCUGAGUGCGACGACGGCACGCAGCAGCAAGGGCGGAACGCUGCAGAUUCAGUGCAGUCAACGCAGACGGCUCGGGCGACUUUACCACUAUCCAGGAGGCGAUAUACUACGUGCCGCCAGGCGUAUCUGCCGAAUCAAGGGACGAAGAUAUUCGUGAAGGCCGGGUGGUACAACGAGACCAUCAUCAUCCGACCGUACAUGCGCUAUCUGUCGCUGAUCGGCGAUCCCGAGGGCGGCGGCAGCACGGUGUCGUGCAAUCGCUACAGCGGCAUGCUCAACGAGAACGGCGACAUGCUCUCCACGUUGAACACGGGCUGUUUUGUCGUAUUCGCGGACGAUUUCACGGCCGUGAACGUCAACUUCGAGAACGCGUCGCCGCGGCCGCCGCCCAACAGCUACAUCUACCAAGCGGUGGCCGUCAGAGUGACGGCCAACCGCACCGCGUUCUACAAUUGCUCCAUCAAAUCGUUCCAGGAUACCCUAUAUGCGCACAAGGGGUGGCAAUACUACAAGGAUUGCUACAUCUUCGGGACGGUGGAUUUUAUUUUCGGGCAGGCGAAGGCGCGGUUCGAGUCGUGCGUGCUGCAGAUGUCGAGCUACGGGUUCGCGUCGGUGACGGCGCAGAAGCGCGACAUUAAGAACGACGAUAACUGCUUCGUCAUGGUGCAGAACCGCGUCAUCGGGCAGCAACCCAUCAUCGCGCAGGGGUGGCUGGGGCGGUCGUGGGGUCAGUACGCGUGCACCAUCUUCGCGCACUCGUACAUGGACGAGAUCAUCAACGCCGAUGCAUGGAAUAACUUUUACGUGCGGUCACGGGAGUGGACGACGUUCUACGCGGAGUACAACAACACGGGCAUCGGGGCCAACCUGGACGGGCGCGUGCUGUGGCUCAAGACCUUGACCACCGCCGCCCGCCGAUACUUUCUCUCCAAGGCCUGGAUCGGCCUUGACUCGUGGUUCCACCCCUUCCCCCAGAUGAUGUGA